Molecule: messenger RNA, 860 nt
Organism: Amphimedon queenslandica
Lineage: Eukaryota; Metazoa; Porifera; Demospongiae; Haplosclerida; Niphatidae
Exons: 2
Coding region: 124-684 (186 amino acids)
Cellular component (GO): nucleoplasm
Source: RefSeq, a predicted model, not a curated record
CUCGACCUGCUACAAUUAAAUGGCUCCUACACACAAGGGUAUUUGAAUCUCCUUAGAGUUGAGACUCGCUUAUUUUACAAGAAAUAAACUCGUCUGAUCUAGAACAAACAAAAAUUUUGCAAAAUGGCUGCUCCUCCUCCUUCCCCACAAGUGAAAAGUGUCAAAUUUACACUCAGAGACCCUGUACCCUUGACCCUGCCCGGCCCUAAGAGUGGUCACGUGAUCCGGAGCAACUGUCACGUGACUGAACUGAACCCAUACUCAAGAACCGUUACAUACAUAUCAUUCAGAAACUACUACUCCCACACUCUGUCAGUUAAGUACCUACCGCAGGAAAAGGCUCUUUCACAACCGGAGAGCUGGUGUUAUUGCUUGAAAAACUACGUAUUAAUGAAAAGUGGCCCACACAGCGAAACGGGUGGACAAGAUUGGUUUAAUAUCGAAAUUAAUUUGAGCGACGUUGAAAGGUUAAGGCUCAUCUUGAGACAACCGUCGUCAAAUUGGGAGCAAUUUCAUAUCAGCGACAUACAGCUUUAUUGCAAGGUCUAUUCCCAUUCUGCAGAGACUGAUACUCAUUCUGCAGAGAUUGAUACUUGUUCUGCAGAGACUGAUACUCAUUCUGAUAGCAUGGAAAUAGUUGAAAAGAUGUUAGAAAUAACAAGACGAUUAUCAGAAAAUAAUUAACACAAAAACACAACAGCGAGAGAGAAGGAUUUAACAUCAACUAUUAAUUACAAACAUGCAAAUAGUCAUACACCAAAAUGUGUACUAAUUCAUUCUCAUUAUUAUUAUUAUUAUUAAUAAUAUAAAGUCAGUUUUUGUCUGUAAUUUCGUAAAAUACAAAUCUGAGACGUCUUUCC